Hibiscus syriacus is the source of this 1552-nucleotide messenger RNA. RefSeq names its product glycerol-3-phosphate acyltransferase RAM2-like. Gene Ontology annotation, cellular component: membrane. Lineage: Eukaryota; Viridiplantae; Streptophyta; Magnoliopsida; Malvales; Malvaceae. Gene Ontology annotation, biological process: cutin biosynthetic process. The transcript has 2 exons. The record is from RefSeq and is a predicted model, not a curated record. Gene Ontology annotation, molecular function: glycerol-3-phosphate 2-O-acyltransferase activity; phosphatase activity. The coding region runs from base 31 to 1551 and encodes 506 amino acids.
GAGAGAAAAAAUUGUUCUAAAAGCCUAACAAUGGCGAAACCAGGGGAAAAGAGUAAUUUAUUGUUUCCAAGCAUUGCCCGAUGUGCAUCAAUCCGACGUGAAAAAGACACGGUGGUGGCCGACAUGGACGGAACCCUGCUAAGAGGACGAAGCUCUUUCCCUUACUUUGCAUUAGUCGCCUUCGAAGUUGGCGGCGUAUUCAGGCUUCUCUUCUUGCUUUUAGUUUCCCCUAUGGCCGGGAUCCUUUACUAUUUCAUCUCCGAAUCGGCCGGCAUUCGGGCUUUAAUCUUCGCGAGCUUCGUCGGGAUGAAAGUUUCCGAUAUCGAAUCCUUGGCUCGAGCUGUUUUGCCAAAGUUUUACUCCAGCGAUUUGCAUCCGGAGGCUUGGAGGGUGUUCUCUUCAUGUGGGAAGAGAUGCGUGCUCACGGCGAACCCUAGGAUUAUGGUGGAGCCGUUUCUGAAGGAUUAUUUGGGAGCCGAUACGGUGAUCGGAACCGAAAUCGAUGUGUUUAAAGGUAGAGCGACUGGUUGGGUGAAGAAUCCAGGGAUUCUUGUGGGACAAAACAAAGCCGAUGCACUUGUGAAUGCCUUUAAAGAUGAGCCUAUGCCCAAUAUUGCUCUUGGUGAUCGAAAGACUGAUUAUCCUUUCAUGAGAUUGUGCAAGGAAGCUUAUGUGGUUCCAGCAGAGCCUGAAGUUAAACCGGUGAACCUCGAUAAACUACCGAAACCAAUAGUUUUCCAUGAUGGCCGGCUUGUUCAAAAACCAACGCCAUUCAUGGCACUUCUCAUCAUCCUUUGGAUCCCUGUCGGUUUCCUCCUCGCCUGCCUCCGCAUCGCUGCCGGCUCCCUCCUCCCGAUGCCAUUAGUGUAUUAUGCCUUUUGGGCACUCGGUGUACGAGUUUACAUAAAGGGCAACCCACCCGCUCCGGCUAAAAAAUCAAUAGGUCAAAACGGAGUCCUUUUUAUAUGCUCUCAUAGGUCCCUACUUGACCCUAUCUUCCUCUCCACGGCUUUAGGCCGUCCGGUAGCCGCCGUUACAUACUCUGUGUCGCGAUUAUCCGAAAUCAUCUCCCCUAUCAAGACCGCCCGUCUUAGUCGCGAUCGCGCCGCGGAUGCUUCCAUGAUGAAAAAGCUUUUACAAGAAGGCGACCUAGUCAUCUGCCCCGAAGGAACAACAUGUAGGGAACCAUUUUUACUGAGGUUUUCGGCUUUGUUCGCGGAGUUAACCGACGAACUUGUUCCGGUAGCGAUGUCGAAUAAGAUGAGCAUGUUCCACGGAACGACGGCUAUGGGGUGGAAAGGGAUGGACCCAUUUUACUUCUUCAUGAACCCUAGCCCGGCUUAUGAAGUAACGUUCCUAAACAAGUUGCCAUAUGAUUUAACAUGCAGCGGUGGGAGAUCAAGCCAUGAAGUUGCGAAUUACAUACAAAGAAUGAUUGCUGCAAGCUUAUCAUAUGAAUGUACAAAUUUUACUAGGAAAGAUAAGUAUAGAGCUUUGGCCGGAAACGAUGGCACCGUGGGGCAGAAGCCAAAUAAAUUUUUGGGGUGCUAGA